AUGCCUUCUCCAUCUGAAGCGCUUCUCCGAGCGCCUUUGAGCUAUUCCCAUACACUAGACGAGUAUGAAUCGUUUGAUGUCACUGGACCCAUUGGGCGCGAGUUCCCCAAAGUGCAGUUGAGUGAGCUAUUGAAGGACGAUGCAAAGAUUAAAGAUCUCGCAAUUUUAGCGUCGCAGAGAGGAGCACUUUUCUUCCGAGCCCAAGACAUCAGCAAUGACCAGAUGAAAGACCUGGGAAACAAACUCGGGGAACUCACCAACAAGCCUUCGGACUCGAAGCUGCACCGCCAUGCAUUGAGCAGCAAGGACAACGUGAAGAACCACGAUGAAAAUGGAAAGACAGAUGAGGAGGUGUUUUUCGUGUCGUCAGUGCGAGAAAAAGAAAACCACCGUAACAGAUUCGACGCACCCCUCCCCAAACUAGCCAGCUACCUCUGGCAUUCCGAUAUCUCCUUCGAGCAUAUCCCCGCAGAUUAUGGCGUUUUGAAAAUGGCUGAGAUGCCGAACGAUGUUGGUGGCGACACGAUUUUUGCCUGCGCAUACGAGAUGUACGACCGCAUGUCUCCAUACUGGCAGAAGCUGUGCGAUGGAUUGACAGCGACACAUUUCCAGCCGGUCUUUUCACGCGUGUUGCAACAAUCGAAAGAUCCGCUGAUUACCGAAAACCGCGGUCAUCCAGAGAAUACAGGACUUGACUUCAGUGCUACACAUCCAGUAGUGCGAACGAAUCCUGUAACCGGAUGGAAACACCUUUUCGCUGCCGGUCAACAGAUCCACGAUGGGAAGAUCAAUGGUGUAACGGAUCGGGAGGAAGAAAUGAUGAAGCAAUACUUUCUGCAACUCAUAACAGAGAACCACGAUCUACAGUGUCGCUUCAAAUGGGGAGUAAACGACAUAGUCGUAUGGGAUAACCGUUCCACCUUCCACAGCGCGACCAAUGAUUACAAUGGAAAGCGCAAACUAAUCAGAAUUACCUCGAUUGGCGAGAGACCGUACUUGGAUCCCAAUUCACUGUCCAGGGCUCAGGCCUUGAAGAAGGAAGAUCCACUGCUUCAAGUUGUAACGCCUCCAGCUGAACCGGAAGAGCCUGCUCAGGGUAGGAAGAAGAGACAGAGGGUAGUUUAG
Lachnellula hyalina is the source of this 1125-nucleotide messenger RNA. Its product is annotated as putative alpha-ketoglutarate-dependent sulfonate dioxygenase. The record is from RefSeq and is a predicted model, not a curated record. The coding region runs from base 1 to 1125 and encodes 374 amino acids. Gene Ontology annotation, molecular function: 2-oxoglutarate-dependent dioxygenase activity. Lineage: Eukaryota; Fungi; Ascomycota; Leotiomycetes; Helotiales; Lachnaceae. The transcript is spliced from 9 exons. Gene Ontology annotation, cellular component: cytoplasm.